CCACACAUGGUUGCCGGUUCCAUCUACAGUCUGACCAAUUUUUAUGGAUCCUAUAGCAAGAAAACAUUCCGGGUUGCUGAACCAGACGUGACCAUCACGGUCUCAUGGAACUCUGUUCUCUUCCCUAUCAAGGACAGUUCGGUUCAGAUUCCUGCAGACCGGUUCCGGUUCUAUGGAUAUGCUGAGUUUGAAGCGGCCUGUGACCUGAAGAUGGAUCUUCAUGAUUUUGUUGGCCACAUGAAGCUGGUGAAUGGCAAGCCUCUGAGUGAAGGUAUGGUGCUUGAUGAGGCCGAGAUAGCUUCUACGCGACGUAUCUUGCUUCACGUUCAAACCCAUGGUGGUCCUGUGAUGAAGCUCUGCCUAUGGGACAAGGCUGCUAUGGAUUUCUGCCUGAAGUUCAAAGCGCAUGGAAACACUCCGAGUGUUAUUUUGGUGACUACUCUAAACCCAAAGCGACUUGGAGAUAACAAUUAUCAGAAAUUUUCUUUUGAAAUAUAG
Molecule: messenger RNA, 498 nt
Organism: Raphanus sativus (radish)
Lineage: Eukaryota; Viridiplantae; Streptophyta; Magnoliopsida; Brassicales; Brassicaceae
Exons: 3
Coding region: 7-498 (163 amino acids)
Source: RefSeq, a predicted model, not a curated record